AGGCGGGGGUGGGGGAAGGGCAGGAGGGCUUGGAGCUGCGCGCGGAGUAGUCUGGGAGAUGUAGUCUAUUCUGGAGGAAGCGAACGGGAGUGCGCAUGUUCAGAAGCGCGCAGCCGCUCUCGGAGCACUUGAAGGGAAACUGGGAGUCCCUCCACCGCUAAGCCUCAGGAGGGGAUUGAGGAGGGGUGGGGACUGCGGAGGGUAGUGAAUUCUGGGAUUCCGGCUGCCCGGGCAUAUACCUAGAGCCCCGGCAGGGGUGCGAGCACUCCCUGCAGGCGGGCCCUGUGCUGUCACGCCAGCUCGUCAAUCGCCACGGCGACUGGUCACUUAGGUACCCUAGAGCGGUGGUGCUCGCGGAGACGUCUGGGAAAUGUAUUUCCGGAACCUCAUUCUACUUGCUUAGCUGCUAUUUCUCGCAGAGUUGACUCGGCACCCUGAGGCGCAGAGGUGUGACUCACAGAAAUCAAACUGCUUCUAAGUUGAUGCCAUCCCAAUAAUAAAUUCAGAUUUUCACGGAGUCCCAAUUGCAGAAAGCAUGUAGGGAGGGGAAGUCAGCCCUUUUACCAGUGAGGAAACUGCAGUUCACAUUAGGCACAGAGGAGUCAGCAUCUCAAACCUUCCUUGCAGACUGUUGCUCCAGUGAUUUGGGGGCCUUUGAGGGUCCUCAGAAGUGCCCCUGUCACCUCGGAGAGAGCUGAAGAAAUGGAUCGUUGCUAAAUGUGAUGAGUUAGCUUCAGGUGUUGGGGAGGAAUCGUGGAAAGGGACAGACACUGGCCUGAGACCUGAUCUGGUACUCCUGAUGAGACCCACUGUGCUGGGCUCCCCAGGCCGUGCACCCCCAGAAAAUGAGCCGGUUGUGGUGAAGCUGGAGGACUCUGAGGAGGAGGGAGAAGGCACUCUGUGGGACCCGGGCCCUGAGGCUGCACGUCUACGCUUCCGGUGCUUCCGAUACGAGGAGGCAAUUGGUCCUCAGGAAGCCCUGGCCCAGCUCCGGGAGCUGUGUCACCAGUGGCUUCGCCCAGAGGUACACUCCAAGGAGCAGAUGCUGGACCUCUUGGUGCUGGAACAGUUUCUAGGUGCACUGCCCCCUGAGAUCCAGACCCGUGUGCAAGGGCAGUGGCCGGGCAGCCCUGAAGAGGCUGCUGCCUUGGUUGACAGGCUUCAAUGGGAGCUGGAUGGGCCUCGGAAAUGGGUCACCGUCCAGGUACAGGGAAAGGAGGUCCUAUCAGAAAAGAUGGAACCCUCCAGCUUCCAGCCUAUACCUCACAUCAAGCUCCAAGCUCCAGAGCCUGGGGCUGAAACUCCCCCUGGGGUCAUGCAGGAAUUGCCGGUGGACCUUCAAAUGAAAGAGGAGACAGAGGUGAUGGAGAAUCCAGAGCUCCUGGAGUCUGGGCCUCCUCCUGCUGCCCAAGAGGCGACAGCUGCUCUCCUACCUAAGGAGGCCCAGGGUCAUGGGACAGCACUGGACCAGACCUCUCCUCACAGCGACACUGAGCCUGAUGUGCCCCCAUGGAGUGAGGACCCUGUGGCCCUGUGGCAUGAGGAAGUAGGGGGCAUCUUCUCACCAGGGUUUGCGCUGCAGAUGGACAGCAUCACGGCAGAGUCAGAUACGGUGAGCCCCCACCUCCAUGUUCCCUGGGAUCUCGACAUGGCUAGCCUCUCUGGACAGAUGCAGUCCCCCUCCCGAGAAGGAGGCUUCGCCCAUGCCCUCGCACUCCCCAGCGACCCGGGAGGUGAACAGGACCUUGCCUGCGAGGAUCCCUGCCCGGGUGUGGGCCCAACACUGGUGGCGACUCGCUGGCAUGCCCCAAAGGGCCGGAGCCGGGGCCGCCCUAGCACCGGGACCGGAGCGGUCCGAGGCGGCCGCUGCGACGUGUGUGGCAAGGUGUUCAGCCAGCGGAGCAAUCUGCUGCGGCACCAGAAGAUCCACACGGGCGAGCGGCCGUUCGUGUGUGGCGAGUGCGGCCGCAGCUUCAGUCGCAGCUCCCACCUGCUGCGCCACCAGCUCACGCAUACUGAGGAACGGCCUUUCGUGUGCCGCGACUGUGGCCAGGGCUUCGUGCGCAGCGCGCGCCUGGAGGAGCACCGGCGAGUGCACACGGGCGAGCAGCCGUUCCGAUGCGCAGAGUGCGGCCAGAGCUUUCGGCAGCGCUCCAACCUGCUGCAGCACCAGCGCAUCCACGGCGACCCGCCGGGCCCUGCGCCACCCGCUCUGCCCCUCCCCGGAGUCCCCGAGCCCCCGGGCCCCUUCCCGUGCAGCGAGUGCUGUGAGAGCUUCCCACGACGCGCCGUGCUGCUGGAACACCAAGCGGUGCACACUGGGGACAAGUCCUUUGGAUGCGUGGAGUGCGGCGAGCGCUUCGGCCGCCGCUCGGUGCUGCUGCAGCACCGGCGCGUGCACAGCGGCGAACGGCCCUUCGCCUGUGCCGAGUGCGGCCAGAGCUUCCGGCAGCGCUCCAACCUCACCCAGCACCGGCGCAUCCACACCGGCGAGCGGCCCUUCGCCUGUGCCGAGUGUGGCAAAGCCUUCCGCCAGCGCCCCACGCUCACGCAGCACCUGCGUGUGCACACGGGCGAGAAGCCCUUCGCCUGCCCCGAGUGCGGCCAGCGCUUCAGCCAGCGGCUCAAGCUCACGCGCCACCAGAGGACCCACACGGGCGAGAAGCCCUACCACUGCGGUGAGUGCGGCCUCGGCUUCACGCAGGUGUCUCGGCUCACUGAGCACCAGCGCAUCCACACAGGUGAGCGGCCCUUUGCUUGCCCCGAGUGCGGCCAAAGCUUCCGGCAGCAUGCCAACCUCACCCAGCACCGGCGCAUCCACACCGGCGAGCGGCCCUACGCGUGCCCUGAGUGUGGCAAAGCCUUCCGCCAGCGGCCCACGCUCACGCAGCACCUGCGCACCCACCGGCGCGAAAAGCCCUUCGCCUGCCAGGACUGCGGCCGCCGCUUCCACCAGAGCACCAAGCUCAUUCAGCACCAGCGCGUGCACAGCACUGAGUAGGUCAAAACACCUCACAAGGUUGUGAGGCUGGCAUCGCCCAACAGGCCCGCCCGGGGCCUGGUCUCCAGUAGGUGCUCAAUAAAUAGUAGAUGAUGCCUCCCCA
Peromyscus californicus insignis is the source of this 3104-nucleotide messenger RNA. It is a transcript of the gene Mzf1, whose product is annotated as myeloid zinc finger 1. Gene Ontology annotation, molecular function: DNA-binding transcription repressor activity, RNA polymerase II-specific. NCBI's taxonomy places the organism in Eukaryota, Metazoa, Chordata, Mammalia, Rodentia, Cricetidae. The coding region runs from base 800 to 3001 and encodes 733 amino acids. Gene Ontology annotation, biological process: negative regulation of transcription by RNA polymerase II. The transcript has 6 exons. The record is from RefSeq and is a predicted model, not a curated record.